AUAUUUGUAACCAACAUUCCACCUACAUCGUCAUUAAAAAUAGUUUCUUUGAAAACUUCUUGUAUUGGUAGCUAUUAGGUAUACUUUUUCUGAUUCUCAUUGGAUUUGGUGGUCUCUCUUUCAUUACCACCAAAAUUUUUCCUUCUGUUCCCCCAUUAUUGUAUAUGAUUUCCAUUAUAAUAGGGACCCAAUACACAAACACAUAGAGGGUCACCACCUCACCCCCACCCACGGCCCCAUCUUCUUCAGCGCAAUCCACGAAGCCACAUGAUGCUGUUUCAUAUAGUAACUAAAAUUUGAAGCCUCGUUGAUGAUUCUUGGACUUUGGCUGUCUUUGAAGUGAUUUUGCUGUCAUGCCCUUCGGAGAAGGGGAUCUAAAGGUGCGUGUACCCAAAGAAUUUUAGAAACUUAAUAGAUCCAAAUCAAUCAAAACCCAUCUCGGAAUAAAUAUUUUUUUAGCAGUAUCAUUUUUCAUGGUUAAAUCACCUUCAAGCAGAAUGCAAGGAGGAAAUGGGUUGUUCUAUCCAAUCAUUGGUUUUGCAUCCUGUUUUGCUUUUGUAUACAUGUCUUUUGGGGACCUAUGGAUCAGUUAUGAUGGAGAAACAACGCUGAGUUUUGUGGAGAGGAAUGGAACUCAUUUCAUGGUGGAUGGUAGACCUUUUUAUUUUAAUGGAUGGAAUUCUUACUGGAUGAUGGACCAUGCUGUGGAUGAAUCCACCAGACCCAGAAUCGGAGCAAUGCUGCAAGCUGGUGCAAAAAUGGGUCUCACCGUGUGUAGAACCUGGGCUUUCAGUGAUGGUGGAUACAAUGCGCUCCAAAUUUCCCCUGGUAGAUUUGAUGAAAAAGUAUUCAGAGCUUUGGAUUAUGUGAUUGCAGAAGCCAGGCAAAAUGGAAUAAGGCUAAUACUGAGUUUAGUUAACAACUUGCAAGCAUAUGGUGGAAAGGCUCAGUACGUUAAGUGGGCAUGGGAAGAGGGUGUUGGUUUAAGUUCUUCCAAUGAUUCAUUCUUCUAUGAUCCGUCAAUUCGGCAUUAUUUCAAAACUUAUGUUAAGACAGUGCUAACAAGGAGGAAUACAUACACUGGGAUUCAGUACAGAGAUGACCCAACAAUUUUUGCGUGGGAAUUGAUUAAUGAACCCCGCUGUAUAACUGAUGCUUCUGGUGACACACUCCAAGACUGGAUAGAAGAGAUGUCUACUUUCAUUAAAUUAAUUGACAAUAAACAUCUGCUGACUGUGGGCCUUGAAGGAUUCUAUGGUCCUAAAAAUCCCAAAAGAUCAACUGUGAAUCCAGAGUUCUGGGCAGCUGAUCUUGGAUCGGAUUUCCUUCACAACUCAAAGAUCUCAACUGUUGAUUUUGCAUCAGUUCAUAUAUACCCUGAUCAAUGGUCUCAUAAUCAAGAUUUUGGAUACCAACUAAAAUUUGUCUCCAAGUGGAUGCUUUCGCACAUUGAAGAUGGCGACAAAGAACUGAAAAAGCCUGUAAUGUUCACUGAAUUUGGAUUGUCAACCAAGAACAAAGGAUUUGACCCCUCUCAACGAGACAAAUUCUAUGAAGUUAUUCUCGAAAUAAUAUACAAGUCAGCAAAACGAAAGAAAUCUGGUGCUGGAACUCUAGUCUGGCAGUUCUGGGUUGAAGGGAUGGAAGAGUUCAAUGAUGAUUUUGGUAUUGUUCCAUGGAAGAGACCAUCAACAUAUAAACUGUUUACAGAACAGUCUUGUCGGCUGGCAAGAAUUCAAGGAGUUCUUCCUUCACAAAAAGAACAUUUAAAGAAAUUGUGCAGCCAAAGGUGGUAAAGAUAUAAAAUUUUCAGAUCCAAUUAAUUAUAUCAGUAAGAGAAAUCUGGUUGCAUUUUUUUGUUGGUUCUGAUUGUUUUGGUCAGUUCAUUGAACUUGUCCCACUUAUAUUUAUAUAGGUUUAUAGUGUCAUCAUAUUUACGGCAUCUGCUGAUUUUAUUUAUUAUUA
Molecule: messenger RNA, 1965 nt
Organism: Olea europaea var. sylvestris
Lineage: Eukaryota; Viridiplantae; Streptophyta; Magnoliopsida; Lamiales; Oleaceae
Product: mannan endo-1,4-beta-mannosidase 5-like
Exons: 5
Coding region: 474-1796 (440 amino acids)
Molecular function (GO): hydrolase activity, hydrolyzing O-glycosyl compounds
Source: RefSeq, a predicted model, not a curated record